GGCAAUGAAACAGCUGUUUUUUUGAAUGAUGAGACAUCUAGCGGAAUAUGUAAAAGUAUACAAUCUCACAUUCACAUGCGGUAGCAACGAAUGAACAAGAUGUAUAAUACGAAAUCGAUCACAUUUAUUGUACUUGGAAGAACUGAUCAAGGAACUAUGGCAGCUAGUUGUGGAACAAAAAAGCAGAAGUUGAAUAAUUCCAGAAGCACGCCGCGUAAUAAUACUGUAAGUUUACAAAAUGGUAUGCGUGUGCGGAACUCGAUAAUAGUUCAACCUGAGAUGGGUUUUUAUUGUUUCGAUGUCCUCUACUGCCAACUGCACCAACUUGAUCCACCAAGAUCACCCAACUUCAGUAAUGAAGCUUUCCCUUUAUUUGUAACAUGGACUAUUGGGAAAGAUAUGAGACUAAGAGGUUGCAUUGGUACCUUCAAUGCCAUGCAUUUGCAUAUGGGAUUACGAGAAUAUGCUACUACCAGUGCUUUUAAGGAUUCAAGGUUUAAUCCAAUAACAUUGGAAGAACUUCCACGAUUACAUGUAAGUGUUUCUAUACUUCGACAUUUUGAAGAUGGAGCAGAUUAUUUAGAUUGGAUAAUAGGAGUUCAUGGAAUUCGUAUAGAAUUUCAUAAUGAAAAGGGUAAUAAAAGAACUGCUACAUAUUUACCCGAUGUAGCGAUAGAACAAGGAUGGAACCAAAUUGAAACGAUAGAUUCUUUGCUGCAUAAAGGAGGCUAUAAAGGGUUAGUUACUCCUGAUAUUAGACGUAGUUUGAAGUUAACUCGAUACCAGAGUGAAAAAGUGACUGUGAGUUAUCAAGAAUAUAUGACAUAUUGGCAAGGUCGAAGAUGCUAGCAGCUGCCCUGGGGUUCUAUUAAAGAACUCCUUAUUCAUUACAUACCUGGCAAUAUUUGUUAUUUAAAUACAUUUAAUUAUUGUUUGCAAUA
This is a messenger RNA of Frieseomelitta varia, 941 nucleotides long. RefSeq lists its product as uncharacterized. Lineage: Eukaryota; Metazoa; Arthropoda; Insecta; Hymenoptera; Apidae. The transcript has 4 exons. Bases 91 to 849 code for a protein of 252 amino acids. The record is from RefSeq and is a predicted model, not a curated record.